GGUCAAAGCUGUUGUUGCUGGUUGCAUAUGUUCAGGGCCACGACUGACAACAGAGCCUUAGGAAGAUCGUAAUAUUAAAGAUGGCAAAAUGCUUGGUCAAGAUCCGGACUCAACGAAGUCUCCACUUGCACAUGGUGAACCACUGUAGCAGUAAUGUGUUUGUUCGUCUGCUGAAACAUGGCUCCAAGGUCAUACCUCGAAAUGCUGGUGCCCCAUUGCCUAAAACGGAUGCUUCUGAACCCCUGACGGUCAGCUCACCAGUGAAGAGAGCUGGGGGUGCAGAUGCUCUGAGCGAAGAGGAAGAGCAAGUGAAAGAAGACUCCUUAACCAUCUCUGAACUAGCAUACAAUCCCAGCGCCAGCCUGCUCCCCACCCCCGAGGAUGACGAAGAAAUCGACAUGCUCUUCGACUGUCCGUCUAGGUUUGAAUUAGACAGAGAAGACACGGAUUCAUUUGAGGAGCUGGAAGCAGAUGAAAAUGCCUUUUUGAUGGCUGAAGAGGAGGAGCUGAAGGAAGCCCGUCAAGCUUUUUCAUGGAGCUAUUCCAUCCUGACCGGCCGAAUCUGGCUCAAUCCUAUGGUGAAGCGUUGCUCCAGGCUCCUUGUGGUGGGCCUGGGACUGCUGCUGUUUGUAUUUCCCCUGAUCCUCCUCCUUUUGGAGUCAGGUAUUUAUCUCUCCUUCUUAUGCAAAAACCGAAUUUGAGCAGUUCCACUAUACAUACUACUGUCCCCUGAAGGAGUA
Molecule: messenger RNA, 740 nt
Organism: Cricetulus griseus (Chinese hamster)
Lineage: Eukaryota; Metazoa; Chordata; Mammalia; Rodentia; Cricetidae
Source: RefSeq, a predicted model, not a curated record